This is a messenger RNA of Strongylocentrotus purpuratus (purple sea urchin), 2462 nucleotides long. Its product is annotated as mitofusin-1-like. NCBI's taxonomy places the organism in Eukaryota, Metazoa, Echinodermata, Echinoidea, Camarodonta, Strongylocentrotidae. Gene Ontology annotation, biological process: mitochondrion localization; mitochondrial fusion. The transcript is spliced from 14 exons. The coding region runs from base 634 to 2313 and encodes 559 amino acids. Gene Ontology annotation, molecular function: GTPase activity; GTP binding. Gene Ontology annotation, cellular component: mitochondrial outer membrane. The record is from RefSeq and is a predicted model, not a curated record.
GUUUAAGGGUAAGAGUUAAGGUUACGAUUGGGAUUGACUUUAUGUUUAAGUGUUAUGGUUAUAAUUAGGUUAGGUGUAUAGUGUUCGGUCCAGGGUUGAAGUUAAGAUUUCGGUUAGUGUCGAAAAUUGAACGAAACAUUUUGUCCCGGAUGUUGUCGCAGGAGCAUAGUGUCGUACAACCAUUGUAAGAAUACCCGCCUCCCCCCCCCCCCCCUCUCCUCAUCUACCCUCAAUUUUCCCUGAGCCUUCUGAUCCUCAUAAGCCAUUACCUAUUUUAAGAAACGCUUCCCUGGGCAACGCUUUAUACUUUGACCGCGCGGGUACCCUCAUUAAUAAUUCCUUUCGAAACAGAUCUCUUAUUAUUCUAACAAAUUUAGAGUGGAGGAAUCUACACUACCAGUCAAUCCACAGGUCUCAUUUUCAAAUCAACGCUUACAAGAGACGAUAAUUUGCAUUAUGAAUUGUUCUAUAGCAUGCAGAACAUAAAAAAUAGCAGUCUGUGAUCAAUGCCAACACAUUUUCACUCUGAACACAACAACUAGUUGAAAGUUGAUAGCAGACGACGUCGGUGAAAUUGAAACGAAAACCCGAUUCUAGCUGACUGCACUAACAUUCGACGACCUUUCCACUCACAUGAUGGGCCUACAGGCCUUGUCUGUCAUGGAGAAUGUAUAUGGGAGCAGGCCCAGUGCAAUGGCUAGACCAGAAGACAGUCGAAGCAGCACCCCACUCAGACACUUUGUUGAUGCCAAGAGGAAUAUGAAGGAAAUCUACAAGGAGGUUUCGGAUCACAUCACCGACAGCCAUGCGUUCCUUUGUGCUUCCCAGUUAGUAUCCGAUGAGCAGCUGAGUAAGGUAGAAGCAUUCAAAAACCAGGUUCGAGGGAUCCAAGAUGUUCUGGAGAGAGAUCACAUGAAAGUAGCGUUCUUUGGCAGAACGAGUAACGGUAAGAGUACAGUGAUCAACGCGAUGUUACGGGAUAAGGUGCUACCCUCUGGUAUCGGCCACACCACAGACUGCUUCCUGUGUGUCGAGGGAUGCGAAGGGCAGGAGGGUUACAUGAGCCGACAAAACAGCUCGGAGAAAAUUAGUACAACUUCUGUGAGUCAGUUAGCCAAUGCACUGGCAGGAGAGCGUGACCAUGAGGACUUUCAGCAGCGUAGCAUUCUUCACAUCUUCUGGCCCAAAACGCAGUGCCAUCUUCUCAAGAAUGACGUGGUCCUGCUCGACAGUCCUGGAAUAGAUGUAGAACAUGAUAUGGAUGAAUGGAUCGACGAUCACUAUAUGGAUGCUGAUGUCUUUGUCUUGGUGUCAAAUGCAGAGUCUACUCUUACGAGAACUGAGACAAGCUUCUUUCUCAAAGUAAGUGCGAAGCUCUCCAAACCCAACAUCUUUAUUCUGAACAACAGAUGGGAUGCCUCCGCGAAUGAACCAGAGAACAUGGAAGUGGUUAAGAGGCAGCAUUUGGAGAGAGAGAUCAAAUUCUUGGUGGAAGAGCUCAAAGUUAUGACUGAAGCCCAAGCCAAGGAUCGGAUAUUCUUCGUGUCGGCCAAGGAGGCCCUUAAUUCCAGGAUACUCCAGACCCUGUCCACCCCAAACGCAAAUCCAAUUGUUGAAGGUUACCAGGCAAGGUUGUUGGAGUUUGAGAACUAUGAAAGAAAACUUGAGGAAUGUAUUUCACAGACUGCCGUGAGAACCACAUUUGAGCUGCGUGCUAAGCAGGGCAGACAGAUUGUUGAUUACACACGGGAGAUUCUAUCACAGGUCUUAGAAGCAGCUACCAAAAAGAGAGCGGCCUGCAUCGAGAAGCGCAAGGAUCAGAACGAUAGGUUAGACUACCUGAAGGACCAGAUGAAGAUACUGAGCUUAGAGAGCAAAGAGAGGAUUAAAGAUGUUUCUGAACAAUCGGAAUCAAAGGUAUCGGCUACCAUGACAGAUGAGAUCAGGAGAUUAUCCCUGCUGGUGGAUCAGUUUGACAAACCUUUCUAUCCUGAAUCAUUGAUGGCCUACAAGGAGGAGCUUCUGAAGCAUGUGGAAGCAGGUCUUGGUCAGAACCUAGCAGCAAGAUGUUCAGCUAAUAUCAAGCAGUCAGUAGAGGAGCUCCAAACACAGAUGACAGAACGGACGUCUGCCCUUACACCAGAGGCUUCGAAUGAGAGACCGGAGGGCCUCCUCUUCUGUAGGGACUUUGAUCUCAACUACCGUUUCAACUGCCAGGAAAUCUUUGCCGAUUUUAAGGAGAAUAUUGAAUUCCACUUCUCCCCACAUCUGAUUCCCAUGAUUAGUUCCGCCGUAGCGUGGGUAAUACGUUGAUGUAGCUUAACUAACUCUCACAUUAUGAAGCAAAACAAAAGCAAAAACACAAUCACAUUUGUAGCAACCAGUUAAUUCACAAGCAUAUCAUCCUUUUUCUGAAGUAAAUAAAGAGAAAAAAUGAAGAAAAAAUAUGGGGAACAAAUCAU